Aspergillus versicolor CBS 583.65 is the source of this 1458-nucleotide messenger RNA. RefSeq names its product putative ubiquitin C-terminal hydrolase Ubp8. The coding region runs from base 1 to 1458 and encodes 485 amino acids. NCBI's taxonomy places the organism in Eukaryota, Fungi, Ascomycota, Eurotiomycetes, Eurotiales, Aspergillaceae. Gene Ontology annotation, molecular function: cysteine-type deubiquitinase activity. Gene Ontology annotation, biological process: protein deubiquitination. The transcript is spliced from 7 exons. The record is from RefSeq and is a predicted model, not a curated record.
AUGGCGACCGUUGCGUCCGUUUCUCUCCUUUCGGAGGCCGAGUUCGGCUGUGAACACCUAGCAUCGCAACUCAAGAACGAGGGCCCCACCAGCAACCAGUUCAGAACCUCCUUCAUCAAGGCCCAUAAUUCUUUGGGGCGUCGCGAUGCGCCCAAGUCGUCUUCGCCGAGCCUUUUAAAACCAAUGUAUACAUGUUUGACUUGCUCGGAGCCGUGUAUGAAUGGCGAUCGGAAAGUUCACACCGAGAAGACUGGCCAUCAGUUUUACAUGGAGUCUAGGAGCCGGGCAUUAUUCUGUCAAGGCUGCGAGGAUCUGAUAUAUGAUCAUGGCUUAGAACGGUGUAGAUCAGCUACACCGGAAAAUAAACUACAAGGCGCAAAGAAACGGCGUUUUAGCGAGAGUUCGGCGGACGAACAAUAUGUGAAGAGCAACGCAAAUAGACGUCCAUGUGCAAAGCAAGGUGUUCGGGGUCUGUUCAAUCUUGGCCAGACCUGCUAUCUGAACGUCAUCUUACAAACUCUAUUACAUGAUCCCAUUCUCAGCACCUACUUUCUUGGGAAUGGCCACCAACCGCACGAUUGUACCGUUGCAGAUUGCAUUGGGUGCGCUGUUGCUGAAGCUUUUGCGGAUUUCAACAGCAUUGACAAGCCGGAGGGCUUCGCGGCACUCAAUCUACUUCUAGCGUCCUGGCGCGCAAGCCCGACACUAGCUGGGUAUCAGCAGCAAGAUGCGCAUGAGUACUACCAGUUCCUCGUUGACAAGUUACAUACCAGCGCGGAAGGCAACCGGGAGAACCAUGAAAAGGGUUGCGGUUGCUUCUUCCACCGAACAUUCUACGGCAAACUGCGAAGCAGCGUGACCUGCGAUAAAUGCGGUAAUGUCACGAAAACCGAAGACCCGAUCGUCGACCUCAGUCUCGAUGUUCAAGUCCAAGCAAAGAAGCGAGCCAUGGGCGGCGGCACAGGUCCUAAUGCCACGCCGACCCUUAAUGGGUGCUUAGAAAGUUUCACCUCCCCGGAGAAGCUCAUGGCAGGUGUAUACAACUGCAGCGGGUGCGGAAACACACCCCAGAAGGCGACGAAGCAGCUACGGAUCAAGAAACUCCCAGCGAUCCUGUGUAUGCAGCUUAAGCGCUUCGAACAUACAUUUGCCGUCUCAGAAAAAGUCGAAGGCCGAAUCGACUUCCCCCUGUCAAUCAAUAUGCUUCCAUACACCACAAACCCCAACACCAUCAGCGACGAAUCCCAGUAUACAUACGACCUAUCUUCGGCUGUCGUCCACAAAGGCAAACUCGACGCGGGCCAUUACUAUGUCUACUGCCGCCAAGGUGACGAGUGGAUGCUCUUUAAUGACGACCAGGUCACACCAGUAACCGAAGCAGAGGUCCUCGGCGUCGACGCAUACCUCUUAUUCUAUAACCUCCGGUGCUUGGCAAAUGGCGGGCCGACGGCGUCGUAG